Molecule: messenger RNA, 288 nt
Organism: Racocetra persica
Lineage: Eukaryota; Fungi; Glomeromycota; Glomeromycetes; Diversisporales; Gigasporaceae
Source: the annotation of a GenBank genome assembly
GCAGCUUUCUUUAAUGCACUUAGUUUAGCUGAUGUGAUUGCUGGGAUACCAGCGUUUCUCGUCAUUUACACUGUACUUCCAAGUGCAAUAUAUACAGCACGACACAGAAGCAGUAAAGGAAAUUGGUAUAUUCCACCAGAACCUACUGAUGAGUCACCAUCGAUGCAGGCCAAAUUGCUUUUGUUAAAUAGCUUGGCCGUAUUAUUUACAAUCAAGUAUUUGGCACAAUACAUUUUUGGUCAUCCAGCACCAGAAAUUUUUGUCACAGGAGCCUUGUUAACUGUUCUU